Verticillium nonalfalfae is the source of this 1395-nucleotide messenger RNA. RefSeq lists its product as uncharacterized. The coding region runs from base 1 to 1395 and encodes 464 amino acids. The transcript has a single exon. Lineage: Eukaryota; Fungi; Ascomycota; Sordariomycetes; Glomerellales; Plectosphaerellaceae. The record is from RefSeq and is a predicted model, not a curated record.
AUGCUGUUCUCCCGGCCUACGACGGCCAUCUGGCUGGCCCUGGCCUCCCUGGCCGAGGCCAACCCGCCUGCAGCAGCUCCCGCCCCUCCCGCUCAUCCGGCACCCGUCGAGCAGUGCCCUGCACCCGUCACCGAGACGCUCGUCCAUACAGUACACGUUCCCGUUCCGACAACAAUCAAAGAGACAGUACACGUCACCGUGCCUGGUGCCGCCGAGACUGUUCACGUCACGGUUCCCGGCAAGGCAGAGACAGUUCAUGUCACCGAGACGGUACAUGUUAGCGUGCCGGUACACGUUACCGUCCCGGUGCCGACAACGAUCAAGGAGACGGUGCAUGUGACACAGACCGAGCAGGUCGUCCAGACACAGGUGCAAAGUGUGCCUGUCACGGUGGUUCACACCGAAACAGCAAUCCACAGCGUGCCGGUGACAGUCGUCCACACCCAAGUCCAGAGCGUUCCGGUCACCGUCGUCCACACGCAGACCGAAGUCAAGAGCGUACCCGUCACGGUUGUCCAGACUCAUGUUCAGAGCGUGCCUGUCACGGUCGUUCAAACUCACGUCCAGAGUGUACCCGUCACUGUGGUCCAGACCAAGGUGGAGAGCGUGCCAGUCACGGUAGUCCAGACGCACGUCCAGACCCUCGUCCACACCCAAACGCUGCCGCCCCUAACUCAUGUGGUCACAACCACGCAAGACCGACCCGUCACACAGGUACAGACGCAUGUUCAGACCAAGGUCGAGUCUGUGCCGGUCACGGUGAUCCAGACGCAACCCGUGGAAGUGCCCGUUCAGGUUCCCGUCACCCACGUUGUCACUCAAAUCCACACCCAGCCAGUCGAAGUCCCAGUCCAUGUCACGCAAACAGUUCACGUUACCGCGCCGCCUCAAACGGUCCAUGUUACAGCACCACCGCAGACAGUCCACGUCACUGCGCCGCCGCAUACUGUCACUCUUCCGCCUCACACUGUUUCUGCGUGCCCUCCAGGCGCCGCCGCACCGUUGCAACCGCCACCCGCGGCGCACCCCGCCCCGCCCCCUGCGCACCCGAUGCCACCUGCGCACCCGGCUCCCCUGCCGAUGCACCCCAACCCGCCCGCGGCACCGGCUCCUGUUCCGAUGCACCCCACACCCGAGCAACCUGCCGCUCCUCCUGCGCACCCCAUGCCUGCGGAGCCCGAGAAGCCGGCGGAACCCACAAAGCCCACGGAGCCUGAGAAGCCUGCCGAGCCUGAGAAACCAGCUGAGCCUGAGAAACCAGUCGAGACGGAAAAGCCCGCGGAGCCCGACACACCGCCCCGCGACGAGCCUGCGACGACAACGGCCGCCGAGCCCACGCCCACGCCCAUCUUGGUGCCCGCAGCGCAACGAAUGCGAUUCAUGAAGCGCAACUGA